GCUGCUAAUAAUUACUUCCGGUUGGGGCGGAGUUCUCUUCCGGGUCAAUAUUUGCGCGGGAUUUUCGCUGACAGUGGGUUAUGGUUUAAUUUGGUUAGCUGUGCGUGAGAAAUCCCAUGACAGAUCAGUUAUAGAUGACAGCCCCAUACAGAUGAAUGGGGAGAAAAUGGAGGUGGGUUGGGUUCACCAUCAGCAGCCCUGCGAGAACGGCGUUGCUGACCGAGUCGAAGUACACAUCGAGGUUCAUGUCAAAUCUCAGAGCACGGCGAGACGAACUGAAGUAAGGACACACGUUUUGGCUCUGCUCGACCGACACAGCCUCGUAAUCGGCUCCUUCAAGUGGACGGAGUUUGAUGAUGACUUCCUGACGAAAAACGUCGAGUCUGUCUCCGUGGUGGACGUCGAUGCACAGCCUCUUGAUUUGAAGACGAGCAAUCUGUGUGUUCACAUCUUCUCUCUCAACGACGAUGGACCGAGCACUCUCACCCUGGAAGAGGAGGAGGAGCUAUCUGCAGCCAAUCACUGGCUCCUGCCAGCAGCUGAGUUUCAUGGGAUCUGGGAGAGCCUGGUUUAUGAGGAAGGAAUCAAAACGCAACUCUUGGAUUAUGUUUCGACAGCAAUCUUCUUCUCUGACAAAAACGUUGACAGCAAUCUGGUUGCUUGGAAUCGUGUUGUGUUGCUUCACGGACCUCCGGGCACAGGAAAGACUUCACUGUGUAAAGCACUUGCACAGAAACUCUCCAUCAGACUCUCUGGAAGAUAUUCCUAUGGACAAUUUGUAGAAAUCAACAGCCACAGUUUGUUCUCGAAAUGGUUUUCAGAGAGCGGGAAACUCGUUACGAAGAUGUUUCAGAAGAUUCAAGAGCUGAUAGAUGAGAAAGAAGCCCUUGUUUUUGUGCUUAUUGAUGAGGUGGAGAGUCUAACGGCAGCGAGAAACGCCUCUCAGGCUGGAACCGAACCUUCUGAUGCCAUCCGAGUGGUCAACUCUGUCCUUACACAGCUGGACCAGAUCAAACGACAUUCGAACGUGGUGAUCCUCACUACUUCAAACGUAACGGAGAAGAUCGACCUGGCCUUCGUGGACAGAGCGGAUAUAAAGCAGUAUAUCGGCCUGCCGAGCGCCCGAGCCAUCUUCAACAUCUACCUGUCCUGUCUGGAGGAGCUCAUGAAGCGGCAAAUCAUUUACCCACGGCAGCAGCUGCUGAACCUCGAGGAGCUCGAUACGUUGGACUAUAUCAAGAGCGAAGUGACCGGGCUCAGUCUGCAUCUGCAGAAAAUCGCAGAGAGGAGCGUAGGUCUUAGUGGACGCACCUUGAGGAAAAUUCCCUUUUUGGCUCAUGCACUUUACGCGAAGAAGUCUGUGUUGACGGUCGAGAGCUUUCUGAACGCCAUGGACAAUGCUGUGGCUCAUCAGAUAAAGGAACGGGAGAAGCUGGUUAACUGUAUAUGAGUGUAAGCUGAUCGCUAAAGGAUUCUAGCUGUUGUUAUUUACUGAACGUUGAUGAUGCCACUAGUUUCAGCUUUCUAGUGUUCACUUUUCUGAAGAGCUUUUUACAAGUGCUUUUUUCUUUUCUUUUUUUUUUUUCUUUUUUUUAUAAAUAAAAGACAAUGUGACAAGU
Molecule: messenger RNA, 1619 nt
Organism: Ictalurus punctatus (channel catfish)
Lineage: Eukaryota; Metazoa; Chordata; Actinopteri; Siluriformes; Ictaluridae
Gene: trip13
Product: thyroid hormone receptor interactor 13
Exons: 15
Coding region: 152-1450 (432 amino acids)
Biological process (GO): reciprocal meiotic recombination; meiotic recombination checkpoint signaling
Cellular component (GO): chromosome; nucleus
Molecular function (GO): ATP hydrolysis activity; ATP binding
Source: RefSeq, a predicted model, not a curated record